AUGCGGCCCGCCGCGCUCCUGCUGCUGCUGCUAGUCGCCGCCGGUGACGCAGCGGACACACAUGAACGUGACAUAGAGGAACUCGGAAAACUUGUUAACACCACACAGGACCUGAGUGAGAGAUUGGUUGUAGGACAAGAUGGGAACUUUACGAUUUUAAGCGCCAAUGAUACGUCGGAACAUGAACCGAUAGUGAGGAAGAAGAGGACGUUUGGCGAUAUCGUGUUUAGAGGGUUAGCCGAUGCGCUCGGAUAUAAUGUGCAGAGGAAGCCUCAGCAGGCGGCGCCGUUCCCGCCCCCGCUGGCGCCCGUGCCCGGGAUCGAUAUACCGCUAGCCGCGCCGGUUGCUCCCCCUGCUCCGCCGCCGUGUGGGCCUCCGAGAGCUGCCGCCCCGCCGCCGUGCCGCGCUGUGGCUCCGCCGCCUCCUCCGCCUCCGCCACCACCGCCGCCGCCGCCGCCGUGUCCGAAACCUAGAGCGGCGCCCCGCCCCAAACCCAGACCACCACCGCCACCGCCGCCACCACCACCACCACCACCACCACCGCCACCACCAUGCGCCAAACCAAGAGCAAACCCGACUACACCAUCUCCUUGUGCACCUCCACCGCCGCCGCCUCCGCCACCGAAGGAUAAUCUCGAAACUAUAAAUUCAAAUUUCCGUCUGCAGUUCAACUUUAAUCGCCAGCCAGCCUCCCCGGCCCCGCUUGCGCCGGCACCGGCGGCUGAAGCUUUAGAGGAAGAGGCUCCGAUAGCCCCCGUAGCUAUAGAACCUCGAGCGGCGCGCCUGCCCGCUGACCCGCCGCGACAACCGCGCGUCUUUGUCGACGCGUUUGUAGUUCGUAACGGGCAGCAGCACAGAGUCCGCACUGUCGACGCCAAUCAGGUCAAUCCUCGAGCGCUCGCCGGCGACGACUACCUCGCUUAUGAUGACGAAGAGGAGGCUCCCGCGUAUGACGAUUAUGAAGACGCUCAAGAGUCUCGAGAUGGAGUGAAAGCGGUGCAAGAAUUCGGGACCGCCGUAGGCGCUUUUUGGGAACAGAAACAGAAGCCUCCGCCGAAAGUAGAGGUUAAGGAGGUUAAGAAGAAGAAAAAGAACAGGCUACCAGAUAAUGAUUACCGUAGCGUGCAUUUUGGAGACCGCGACUUGGCCGAGCAGAUUCAGAGGAGAUCUGAUGAACGGGAACAACGCCAGAGAAACAACGAACGUCAGCGACCGCCGAGGAGGCGACAGCCCUCACCAGCAGAGGAAGCGGAGGAGGAAGACUCAGAAUCGACCACAACUACUGAAGACCCGCAUCGUAAUCUGCAGCCGCGAGUUUUACCACCCACGGAGCAAAAUCCGGGUCAGAUAGACACGGUCACCGUGCGAGUUCCGCCGAUAUACAGGGAAAAGCGGCCGAAGAAACUGAACCGAGGACGACCGGAGAGGCCAGAUCGGGACGAGGAGAGCGUAGAGCAGUCGUCCGAGGAAGACAGUGAUAGUGAGAAUACGAUCCCGGCAGUCCAGACUGAGCCGCCCCGCCGUCGCCGCAAGAAGCCGCGUCGGAGUCGUCGGUCAGCUGACGAAGACGAGGAAGGCGAUUAUUCCGCAGGAGAUUACGAUUAUUUCGGCAACAAACGCAAAAUCUCAGACACUGAAAAACAUUUUAUGCAGCUAACCGUCGCGCCUCCCACAAAAGAUGCCGACUUGGCCAGGAUAGAGGCCGCGCCCGGGGAAGAAGAAGAAGAAAGGGAUUUCCUGGAUGACCACGAAAGGCUUCAGGAAGAUCCUGAAAAGGUCGGAGAAGACGAGCGGACGAAUGAAUACGGACGUUUUACUGACGAUGACGAACGUCUAGGCGAUGACAAGGAGAAACUUGUUGAUGACAGGGACAGAGCGGACGAAUCAGAACGGGCAGGGGAUGACGAGCGAGCUAGCGAGGACGAGAGAGCCGACGAGCGGGAACGAACAGACAAGCUUAGUCCCAACGCGAAAGUGAGAGAGAGGGGCUACGAAAGCAAGUUCUUGCGGGCGACCAAUGUGCAACAGGAUGACCCUUACACGCAUCAUCACGCUCAGAGGAAACCUAAACGCUCUUAA
Molecule: messenger RNA, 2079 nt
Organism: Leguminivora glycinivorella
Lineage: Eukaryota; Metazoa; Arthropoda; Insecta; Lepidoptera; Tortricidae
Product: bromodomain-containing protein 4-like
Exons: 1
Coding region: 1-2079 (692 amino acids)
Source: RefSeq, a predicted model, not a curated record